AUGCAGUGUGCGUGUGUGUUUGAAGGAGGGAACAGGAGAGAAGGUCCUGAUGGAAGGAGAACUCACUAUGGAACCUGGAGCCCGGACACUGUGUAGUGGUGAGUACACACACACAUCAGGAACGGGCAUUUGAAAUUAUUUCACUGUUCAAAUAAUAUCAUUAAAUUUUUUGGGAUAUCCGGAUAGUCGUAAUUCUAAAAAUAAAAAUAAUCAUUGCCAUUGACUCAAAUGCUGAGGGCAGUACAAUAGCGGAGUGUUCUAGUACUUGAAUCGGACUCAAAUCACCAUUUUCGUGACUAGGCCAGCGGUGACUUUGUUGUCAGGAGAUCUCUCCUUUGCAUAAUUCAACAUACUAGCUACAACAGCAGAUAUUAAAGCUGCAAUAUAUGACUUUUUGGGCGAAAUCCGUGACUAGGCCUGUGGUGACUUUGUUGUCAGGAGAUCUCUCCUUUGCAUAAUUCAACAUACUAGCUACAACAGCAGAUGUUAAAGCUGCAAUAUAUGACUUUUUGGGCCAAAUCCGCAUAGAAAUCUGUGUUAUAGAUCUGUCAUUCUCAUUGAAAGCAAGUCUAAGAAGUGGUAGAUAUGUUCUAUAUGCGCUAUUUCUAUCCUUCCCAUUCUUGAGUUUAGUUUUUGCCGUCUUUUACUUUCGGUUAUGUACACCAGCUUCAAACAAUUAAAAAAUAUAAUAUAUGAUUCUCUACACUAUACUUGCUUGUUUUGUCACAUAAACUGAAGUUAGGCGAACUAUUCGAAUUUGAGCAACCAGGAAAUGGUGGCGCGAUUUCUGCAUAUUGCACCUUUAAAUAGCUCUAUUAUCUACUUAGCCUUACACAAAUGUGCAACACUAAUGAAAUGUAGCUUAAAAAUGGUUGGACAGCUACUUUUAGCACUACUGAGAGACUUGUGACUUGAGUAUAAAGGACUUGGACAUGGACUUGAACACUAGGGACUUGAGGUUUAGUGACUUGACUAGAUAACUGUAACAGCGGACAUGCUGCUUUUUCUUUUACUAACAGUGAACGAGAAGUCUGAUGUUUGCCAUGAUAGAAAUGAUACAAGAUACAUUGAUCUGUGUUAUGUCCUCCGUUAGGUGCGCACCUGUAAUCGCUAUAUGAAGAGGGGAAGUUAGCAUACUGUUGUCAGGGCUGACUGGAGGGCUAAAUGCCUAGCAGUAGCUCAAGCGACAUUCAAAAGUUUGUUGUUUUAUUAAAAUUAAGAAUUUCAAAUAUCAUGGUAUAUCCUUGUAUGUAACAAUGUCACAAUGAUAAUUUAAUUAAGACAAAGCUUUUUAAUUGAUAAAAAAUAAGAAUACUCGCGUCCGUUCAGAUAUUCAAAUAACCGUGCCCAUCCCUAACACGCACAUGCACCGAUAGUCGGACACACACCUACAAAUAUGAAUAGACUCUAACACACACUCUCCCUCUCUCUCUCUUGUCUGUAGUUGUCUCUCAUUAAGAGUGGUGAGGUGUGGUGGAGUGCGGUGUUGAAGGGAGAGAAGGAGAUUGAUGUGAACCAGAUCAACAGGGAGCGCUCCAUGGCCACGGUGGACGAGGAGGAGCACGCCGUGCUGGACAGACUCACCUUCGACUACCACCAGAAACUACAGGGCAAGCCCCAGAGCCACAAGAUGGUGAGAGCACACGAGCGGGCACACACACGGACGCGCGUACAUACGUAAGCACACACACAUACACUACCAUCCAGAAACGAACCAAGUCUCAUGAUCUUGAAAAGGGUAUAGGGGUACAUGUGUAUAGGACAGUGUUUCCUCUGGAAAAAAUUAUACCAGUGGGGGGGGGGGGGGGUUGAAGGGUCCCCCCCCAGAUAAUUUUUAUGUAGAGAAGCUCAGUUCUGGUGACCUUUUAAAACGGACAUUGUACUCGAAAAUGAAUGAAAAUAAAAUGACGCUGACACCAUCUAAAAUAUAAUUUCCACCUCCAAAAAUUAAGCCCUAUAACAUAUUGGUAAAAUUAAUUGUUAAAAUGAUUUUAACAUAUCAAUUAUGCUAUUUGCAAUAAACAUUAUCACCUGUAGCCCAACUGAUGCAGCAUAGCGGCUAUAAAUAAAUAUGCUGAAGCAUGGGGUUGGCUAUCUGCAUUUACCCUAUUGGGCUAAUCAUUAGCUAGAUCCCAAAUGUAAUAUUUUAACUAGUUAGCAUCCUGUUGAUUUAAUUUUAUGUCCCAAAAAACUUGCAUAAACACAGUGAAUAUAAUAUAGGCCUACCAGUUUUGGUAACUUGGGGUAACCCGUCACCCGGGGUAACACGCUCCUUACCUGUACUUCUCACAGAAACAUUUUACAUUUACAUUUUAGUCAUUUUAGCAGACGCUCUUAUCCAGAGCGACUUACAGGAGCAAUUAGGGUUAAGUGCCUUGCUUAAGGGCACAUCGACAGAUUUUUCACCUAGUCGGCUCGGGGAUUAGAACCAGCGACCACUUCAUGUCACAGUUUUUUCCCCCAACACUUUCCCUGGUUGCCACUACUCUUGCUCAACUAAAAAUGUAAUCUGUCUCAUCACAAUUUAAGUCACUCCAAAAAAAUGAUUUUUAGGUAGGGUGGCAUUUUAACACAAGUUACCAUACAAUUUACCCGCACUCUCCCCUACGCACUCACAGGGAAUUGCAGAACAUGCUUAACCAUGACGCUCCUAAAAACUCCAGGCUUAAAAUGGUGCAGUUUGCGCAUAUUUUUUAGUUGAGAAAUAGAUCAAGUAGGAAUGGAAAGCUGGGAACCCCCUCUUUUUAACAAAGGCCAUUAAAACUGCUGUUUUCCCCACGAUUGCAAAAAUGUGUGUGCAUUGACUGCUUGUCAGAAUGCAGGUUUCCCUCCCUAUGGCACUCGUAACUUGAAUGCGCCCUUAGAGGAAUAUUUAUCUCGCAUAGAACGCACAACAAGCAGCCGAUUCAGGUAAAGAUACUAAACAAAAAUAUAAACGCAACAUGCAACCAUUUCAAAGAUUUUACAGAGUUACAGUUCAUAUAAGGAAAUCAUUUAAUUGAAAUAAAUGCAUUAGGCCCUAAUCUAUGUAUUUCACAUGAAUACAGAUAUGCAUCUCUUGGUCAUAGAUACCUUUAAAAAAAGUUAGGGGUGUGGAUCAGAAAAUCAGUCAGUAUCUGGUGUGACCACCAUUUGCCUCAUGCAGCGCGACACGACACAUCUCCUUCGCAUAGAGUUGAUCAGGCUGUUUAUAGUGGCCUGUGGAUUGUUGUCCCACUCCUCUUCAAUGGCUGUGCGAAGUUGCUGGAUAUUGGCGGGAACUGGAACAUGCUGUCGUACACGUCAAUCCAGAACAUCCCAAACAUGCUCAAUGGGUGACAUGUCUGGCGAGAAUGCAGGCCAUGGAAGAACUGGGACAUUUUCAGCUUCCAGGAAUUGUGUACAGAUCCUUGUGACAUGGGGCUGUGCAUUAUCAUGCUGAAACAUGAGGUGAUGGCGACGGAUGAAUGGCACGACAAAGGGCCUCAGCAUCUCAUCACGGUAUCUCUGUGCAUUCAAAUUGUCAUUGCUAAAAUGCAAUUGUGUCCGUUGUCCGUAGCUUAUGCCUGCCCAUACCAUAACCCCACCACCACCAUGGGGCACUCUGUUCACAAUGUUGACAUCAGCAAACUGCUCACCCUCAUGACGACAUACAUGUGGUCUGCGGUUGUGAAGCCGGUUGGACGUACUGCCAAAUUCUCUAAAACGACAUUGGAGACGGCUUAUGGUAGAGAAAUUAACAUUACAUUAUCAGGCAACAGCUCUGGUGGACAUUCCUGCAGUCAGCAUGCUAAAUGCACACUCCCUCAAAACUUGAGACAUCUGUGGCAUUGUGUUGUGACAAAACUGCAUAUUUUAGAGUGGCCAUUUAUUGUCCCCAGCACAAGGUCCACCUGUGUAAUGAUCAUGCCGUUUAAUCUGCUUCUUGAUAUGCCACACCUGUUAGGUGGAUGGAUUAUUUUGGCAAAGGAGAAAUGCUCACUAACAGGGAUGUAAACAAAUGUGUGCAAAAUUUGAGAGAAAUAAGCUUUUUGUGUGUAUGGACGAAUUCUGGGAUCUUUUAUUUUAGCUCAUGGGACCAACACUUGACAUGUUGCGUUUUAUAUUUUUUUCAGUGUAGACAAAUCAGACAACCCCAUAGUAGAAUCGUUUUUCUAUUCAUUACUUGUUUUGUUUUCAGAGGGAAAGUAAAUAUGGACUGUUCUAGCAUCUUCAAAGUGUGCCUCAAAAUACCUAUUGUUUAAUGUUUCAUUUUUUGGGGCAGUGAUGGCAAUGAUUUUGCCGUGGCGCAGCGCCACAGUUAAAUGAGUGCAGCAGAAACAGUGGUAUAGUGUAUGGGCUGGACGUGUAGGAUUGUGGUGCUGAACUAUGUUGAGCCCAAGAGUGUUAUUGUUAGACAAAUUGAAAGCCCAAUUGUGCAGUUUUGUAUUUAGAUUGUAUGUACGUAUGUAUGUGGACAUUCCAUUCUAUUUCUCUCUCCCCUGCAUCUCUCUCUCUCUGUAGAAGGUACAUGAUAUGCUGAAGAAGGGCUGGGAUGCUGAGGGCUCUCCCUUUAAAGGACAACAGUUUGAUCCCUCCUUGUUCGACAUCCCCCCAGCGCCGUUCGACAUCCCCCCAGCGCCGUUCGACAUCCCCCCAGCACCGUUCGACAUUCCCCCCAGCGCCGUACAGAUGUGA
Molecule: messenger RNA, 4656 nt
Organism: Coregonus sp. 'balchen'
Lineage: Eukaryota; Metazoa; Chordata; Actinopteri; Salmoniformes; Salmonidae
Source: the annotation of a GenBank genome assembly